Messenger RNA from Arabis nemorensis, 207 nucleotides. The record is from the annotation of a GenBank genome assembly. NCBI's taxonomy places the organism in Eukaryota, Viridiplantae, Streptophyta, Magnoliopsida, Brassicales, Brassicaceae.
AUGGCCAUGAGCUCGCCGAUAAGGAGGGAGACGAGGCGGAGUAAUAUCACAAUUCCGGCGACGGGAGCUAUCACGCGUGGAGCAAAGACAGGGAACGCGACAUCGAGGAUCGAGAUUAUGGCAACGAUGGCAAAGCUAAUCGACAAGAGGUCGAGGAAGAGUUUUGUCUUCUUGUGGUGGCGUGAUAUGUAUAAUUUGACGGCGUGA